Acomys russatus (golden spiny mouse) is the source of this 5231-nucleotide messenger RNA. It is a transcript of the gene Mroh2a, whose product is annotated as maestro heat like repeat family member 2A. The record is from RefSeq and is a predicted model, not a curated record. Gene Ontology annotation, cellular component: cytoplasm. The transcript is spliced from 40 exons. NCBI's taxonomy places the organism in Eukaryota, Metazoa, Chordata, Mammalia, Rodentia, Muridae. The coding region runs from base 1 to 5088 and encodes 1695 amino acids.
AUGGAAAAAGAUGCCACUGAGUUGAAUGAAGACAUGGAAGAAAUAGAACAUCUGGGGCCUCUAGAGCCAGAGGAUGAUGGUACAUUCCUUCAAGUCACCAACCUUCUGAACAUCAUGGACAGUGAGUCAACAAAGACAGACACCACAGGGCCAGGCCUGGACAUGCGGAAGACCUUGGCUUCGGUAAUAAUCACAGAGAAGGCUACCACUGAUCCCUGUGUGGUAAUGAAUGCUCUCAUCCGCUGCCUGCAGGAGCCAGAGAUUUCUACCCAGCGCAAGAUGAACAUCUACAACAUCCUGCAGGAGAUCAUCCAGCAGGAAGGGGAGAUGGAGGAGCACUGCAUACAAAAGCUGGUAGCCAUCGCCUCCAAGCAGAUGAGGGAUAUCACAGAGAUGGAGGGCUUCGAGACAGCUGAGGUGGCCAGUGAGACACUGGUAGCUUUAUCCCGAAACCACUUCAGUUUGGUCAUGUAUGAACUGCAGCAUCAUCUCAAGCCCCUCAACCUCACUGAUGAAUUUGUCAUUGUCACCUUGGCCAAGCUGGCCAAUGGCAAUGUGUUUGAGUUCAUGCCAUACAUGGGCAUCACCCUGGCUACCAUAUUCACAAUGCUGAGACUUGCCAAUGAAGCCAAGAUGCGCCAGGUGAUCUGUAGUGCCAUGGAGACGUUCUGUGAGACAGUGCAGUUUUACCUGAGGCACCUGGAGGACAGCCUGUACCCCGUGAUGACCGAGGACCAGUUUGCUGUGAAGCUCUUCCCGAUGUACCGAUACUUCGUGACAGUGUGGCUGCGCCACCAGGACCUCGAGGUGAAACUGGGGGUCAUCAAGUCUCUCAGGCCCAUGCUGAGCCUUCUCCUGCCCAAUGACGACCUGAGGGAACAGGUCUACGACUACAUCCCCCUGCUGCUGGCCGAGUUCCAGGGGGGCCUGGAGGCCCUUUUCGUCACACAGGUCUUGAGGCAGAUUCUGGAAGCAUCCGUUGUCACCAACACCCCCAUUCCCCCAAUGCUACUACACCCCAUUUUUACAGAGCUGCACGUCCAGGUGUGCACCAAGGCCCCAGCCCAGCACCAGUUCAGCAGUCAGAACCUGAUGGAGAUUGUGCACUGCUUCAUAGCCCUGGCCCGCUCCUACCCCAAGGAACUGAUGAAGUUCUUCUUCAGCCAGGUGGAGAUGAGCAAGGAGGCUAUCCGUGUGGGGACUCUGGCCCUGAUCAGGGCAGUGGUGAGCGCAGACGAUCCAAAAAUGAAUAUCAAGACCAUCUAUCUGGCCAUCCGGGUUGUCAAGAACACUCUGUCUGACACUCGGUCCAAGGUACGGAUGGCAAUUCUACGAAUCAUUGGGCAGCUGGUUCUGUCAGGCUUCCAGGAAAAGAUCAAAGGCUGGGGUCUGAAAUAUGUGUCUGUCCAGCUCACCUUGUCUACCUAUAAGCUGACAAAUCGCCGGGAAUGCUUUUAUCAGAGGGAUCUGGAAGAGAAGAUGGUCCACAAAGUGACAAUGGAUACCGUGAAGAUCAUAACUUCUUCUAUCAGUGGCAUGACCAACGAAUUCUGGGUGAGGCUCCUGUGCUACAUCAUGGAGACAGACUACACAGAAGCACUGACCCCCAUCUGUAUCAGCCUCACGAACCUGGCAGAGAACCAAAUCCACGGCAAAGACACUGAGGCUGGAAUAGCUGGGAAGAGCAAGCAUGUGGACCUGCCUGCACCCCAGAAGCUGCUGGCCCGUCUCCUGGUGCUGAUGUCAUCACCUUACAAAGGAGAAGGUCGUGGGAUUGCCAUGCUCAACCUCCUGAGGACCCUAAGCCAAAGCAUUGCUCCUUCCAUGGCUGACAUGUGGGAGCAGGAGAUCCCACUGCUGGUCCAGUACUUGGAAGAGCACACUGAGUUUACCUGGAACCAGAAGGCCUGGGAGGAUAAGCUGAUUCAGUUUCUGAGAAACUCCCUCAAGAAGACCCGGGGCACCAGCUGGAGCCUGCGCCUCAGCAAAGAGCUGAACAACCAGAUCGAGACUUUCGACAGCCCCUCUUUGGAAAAGGGCUUUCUGUACAGGGCCCUGGGUUUCACCUUAGGCAUGGGCCUGGAGGCUGACAGGGUGGAGGUCCUGUUGCUAGAGCUGCUGUACAAGACGGACUAUAGCAACGACUUUGACCGCGAGGGCGUCAUCCUGUGCUUUGGCCUGUGUGCCCGGGGCCAGGUGAAGACGGUGCUGAGUGUGCUCCAUGACUUUGAGGAGAGGAUCCAGGAGUCGGAGCAGUCCUGGCAGAUCGGUGCUUGGAGGAAGGACCACCCCUGGAGGCGAGAGACUGUGAAGAGUGCCUUAAUGGUGAUGUACAGCUGCGUGUCUUCUUACUGCCACCCCCAGAUGCUCCUCACCCAUGUGGACAGCCCCAUCACCGCUAAGAUCAUCCACCAUUACUCCAGCAGCUGCCAGGACACCAGCCUCAAAAUGGCCUUCAUGAAGAGUGUUGUGGAGGUUGCCAAUGCCAUCAAAAGCAUCAAAGAUCUGGAGCACUUCCAUUUUGUCCACAAGUCUGCUCUUACUGGCCUCAUAGUUGCGAUCAUCAAAGCAGAACCACCUGACCACUUGGUUUCUCCAGUGAGGUCCAUGGCGAUGGAUGCUCUCUCACAGCUGAGCACACUGAAGCCUUUCUACUCUUCAGAGGAAAGCAUCGAGCUGAUGGAUAUCAGCAUACACACUGUUAUUUCUCUCCAACCCCCAGGGGAAGACAAUGAGUCUGUUAAGACCCUCUAUGGAAAUGCCCUGAGUUCCCUGAAGCAGCUGAUGGAGAGCCUCCUGCAGAGGCAGCUGGACCCCAAGGGGUUGCAGGAGACUGUGCAUCUCCUGGAGAAGUGGAUCCUGUCAGAGAAAGAGUGGGAACGAGAGAAAGCCAUGACCCUUCAUCUCCAUCUCAUGCAUAUCUACGUUCAAAGUAUUGGUGUCUGUAUCCCCCUGAAGCUGGGACAGUUUGGCAUACUGGUUGGACUCAUUGCUCCAUGCACCUGUGAUGUCCACAGAAAAACUCGCUUGGCCUCGACUAAUGUCCUGUCCAGCCUGCUAGAUCUUCAUGUAAGCCAGACAUGCUCGCUAUGGGGAGCUUCCAAGGAGCAGGAACUGGAGAAAUGUAAGGAGGACCUCCAGGACACAGACAUGGACAAAAUUUCCAGUGCUUCCUCCAGAAUCGCCAAGGUGGUCUGCCCGGAGUUUAACUGCGAUGAGGUUGUCUCCCUAAUCCAGAAGCUCUGUGAGAACAUCGGGGCCAUGGACCUGCAGCAUGACAGGGCAGCUGUCACCUGGAUCGGCAUCUUUCUCCAGAUGCGAGUCAAGGAGCUGGAGGACAAGGUGGCUGAGAUACUGGGUGCCAUCCUGGUCCACUUGCCAGUGGUGGACCACCCAGAGGUGAGGCGACACCUCAUCGAGGGCAUCCUCCUGCUGGCGCACUACCACCAGGAGACGGUCCUCACAUCGCUCUUGAGGCAGCCAUUGCCCAUGGAGAGCCACCUGACAGAGGUGUGGCUGGCUGUGGCUGAGAAUGUGCCCUUUGCACGGACCAUGCUCCAUGGCUUGCUGGGCCGGCUGCAGUCAAGGUUCACUGCCAGGAUAAACGCCACCUCCAAGGCUGACAUCUGGCGCCUGGCAGCCGUGGACCCACUGAUGGUGAGUGGCAGAGGCAGGUGCUGGACUCCCCGGGGGAGUCAGGGUGGAAUCCACCAGCCCUUCUCCCUGCAGACGCUGUGCACCAUCCAACUCCUCAUGGAAAAGAUGGACCAGGAUGACAAAUUCCCAGACCUGUUCCCUGACCUGCUGUACACCUUCCUGCUGCAGCUUGGCAGCAGCCAUGGGCCAGAGGCCGCCUCUCCUGUCUUGAAAACCUGGAGGCUGGUCCACACCGGGCCACUUCCCCAGGAGAUGACCUUGCAGAGGGUCACAAUCAAGUCCAUGCAGCUUUUGAUCAAGAGGAUCAACAGAGAGCCCUUGGAGCAGGCCCUGGAGGAACAGUCUGUGUGGUCCCUGCUGGAUAACGGAGGCACCUUUCUCGAGGGAGUGAGCCUGAUGGCCAGGCUGUGCAUGCAGUACAUGGAGAGCUACAUGCAGAGGCUGGCAGAGCUGGUGCUCACCGGCAUGGGCUCUGAGGUCCUGAGCUGCUGCGUCAGCAGCACAGCCAUCUGUGUGGAAUUCAUGAGUGACCCAGUUCUGCACCAGGAGAAGCUGCUGAGGCCCGUGGUGCUGAUGCUAGAGAAGGGCGCAGGACAGGACAAGGAUGAGACCCUGCAGGUGCUCUCCCUGCGUGCCUUGGGCAACAUGGCUCUCGGUGCUCCCCGGAAGGUGAAGCAAUAUCGCAAACUCCUGCUGGAGAAGUGCCUGGACUCCCUGCGGGGACAGGUGAACAGCAGCGUGGUGGCCGAAGGCAUGGAAGCCCUGACCAAGGUCCUGGCUGAGCUCCGCGAGGGCGACAUAGGAUCUUUUUUUGAAGCCAUAUCUGAGCAGUGCAGGGCUUUCUUCGACAAUGAGAGUGAGCUAUUGCGUUUGAAGGCCUUCAUCCUCUUCGGGAAGCUCGCAAAGGUGGUUGGGAUUUCCAAGAAGCAUUUCUUCAAAGGGGAGGUGAAGAGAAGCUGGGUCUCCCUUCUGCUGCACUGCCAGGACCCCUGUUCCAGCGUAGCCCAGGCAUGCGUGGCUACCAUGUUUCAGUGUGUGUAUUUCUGGGGCUGGAAGUCCCUGGAGAUUUCCUUUGGUCACAGCAAUGACAGCAUUAAUGACCAGAUGAUAGUGCUUCAGACAAACAUGUGCUCCAUCCUGGCCCAGAAAAAGCCUGCUGUUCUCUGCGGCUUCCUGUUGGAAACAACGAUGUUCAUGAAAAGUAGCUUGUCAAAGAUCAGAAUCGCUGCCUGCGGCUUGGCAGGGGUCAUCAUGAAGCAGCUAUCCGCCCAUUAUCUGAAGAAGAUGGACCUUGUGGGACUGCAGAAUUCUCUCCAGGACCUACAGCUAGACUCGGAUGCUGCAGUCAGGAGGGCGGCCCUGGAGACCCUCAAAGUCCUGGACAGCUGCAAUCAGCAUUGGCUCUUGGCUUCCCCCAGAGGACUUCCCUAAGUGGCCCCGAUGUGAGAUGUCAACGGCUUCAACUGUGUCACACCCGCCCAUGGCAAGGCAGAUCAUUUUUCAUUUGUAGAAAAACUUUUAAAAGAAUGAGUAUCCAUCCCUCCUCUCCCACUGAAAUAUAACUCCAUUGCUCU